Messenger RNA from Effrenium voratum, 1357 nucleotides. The record is from the annotation of a GenBank genome assembly. Lineage: Eukaryota; Dinophyceae; Suessiales; Symbiodiniaceae.
AGCUGCUGGCUUGAGCCGGAUAGAACAUUAGUUGCUGCAUGGCUGAAUUGUGCACCUUUCUGACUCGCGGCCUCUCAACUUGAUCCAGACAAAAGGCUUCAAAUCAUGCAACCUGUCAUCCCGCACAGAUGAAUGAGUGUUCAACAUGUGUUUCAGCCAGUCAGAUCCCCCGCGCGGUUGCGGCCCAGGGCCAGGGCCUCCCCAUGGACUCGGUCUUUGCAUGGGUUCAAGGUCUUGGCAGCUCCGAGCUGAAAGUGCACGAGGUGGAUGAUGAGAGUGCCAAAUGCCGGAUCAAGAUCGUGCCCGCGCUGAGCGACAACUACAUGUACCUGGCGGUGAACGUUGAGACGCGGGAGGCGGUGGCUGUGGACCCCGUGGAGCCGCAGAAGAUCUUGGAGCUCUGCAAGUCCCUGGAGGUGAGGCUGGUGGCGGUGCUGACCACGCAUUACCACAGCGAUCACUCAGGCGGCAACAAAGCGCUGUCGGAGAUGGUGCCGGAGCUGGAGGUAGUGGCCGGGGAGCUGGACGCCGAUCGCACGCCGGCAGUGACGCGGCGGGUGAAGGACGGCGAGACCUGCAGCUUUGCAGGCCUACCCUUCCGAUGUCUUGCUACGCCCUGCCACACCGUGGGCCAUGUCUCUUUUGUGCUGGAGCAGGAUCCACCGAGCCUCUUCUGCGGGGACACGCUCUUCGUGGCCGGGUGCGGGCGCUUCAUGGAGGGCUCGGCCGCCACGAUGCAUCAGAGCCUCCAGGCGCUGGUGCAGCUGCCGAAGAAGACCCGGGUCUUCUGCGGCCACGAGUACACGGUCCCGAACCUGGAGUACGCGCUGAGCCUGGAGCCCGGCAGCGCCGUGCUGCGCGGAAGGCUGGAGGAGGCCAAGGAGCGGCGGAAGGCCAAGGAGCCCACGGUGCCCUCCACCUUGGAAGAGGAGCUGCAGCACAACCCCUUCCUCCGGUGCCACGAGCCGCAGCUGGCGCGGGCCGUUGGCCUGGAAGCUUCCGAUGUGACCGAGGUGCUGGGCAAGCUGCGGCGAGGAAAAGACACCUUCACUACGGUGGGGUCCAUCAUUACGCUGGCCUUGGAUGUCAAAAGCUACUUCAAGCCAGUAGAAACUCCAGAAAUCUCAGUUUGAAGGCGAGGGUCCCUUUGGUUUUCAGACCUGAGCCGCCGUGCCAAAGUCUUUGCGCUUUGGGAUGAAGACACAUGUGUUGAUUCAUUGUUUGAUAUUGUGAACUCAAAUGAUAGGGGUUGACGAGUCAACCAUUUUGAAGCCUGGACUCUCGCUCUUUUAACCUAGAAGGGCGCCGCCCGAAUUCGCAGCAGAGAUGUGACACAGAAAGUCCGACUUCAGCGCGC